This is a messenger RNA of Sciurus carolinensis (gray squirrel), 708 nucleotides long. RefSeq names its product histone H2B type 1-B-like. NCBI's taxonomy places the organism in Eukaryota, Metazoa, Chordata, Mammalia, Rodentia, Sciuridae. Bases 31 to 411 code for a protein of 126 amino acids. Gene Ontology annotation, molecular function: protein heterodimerization activity; DNA binding; structural constituent of chromatin. Gene Ontology annotation, cellular component: nucleosome. The transcript has a single exon. The record is from RefSeq and is a predicted model, not a curated record.
AUAACUUUUGAACAAUUGUUAAGGGCCGCUAUGCCUGAACCCUCCAAGUCUGCUCCAGCCCCAAAAAAAGGCUCCAAAAAGGCUAUCACUAAGGCACAGAAGAAAGACGGUAAGAAGCGCAAGCGUGGCCGUAAAGAAAGCUACUCCAUCUACGUCUACAAGGUGCUGAAGCAGGUGCACCCCGACACCGGCAUCUCGUCCAAGGCCAUGGGCAUCAUGAACUCCUUCGUCAACGACAUCUUCGAGCGCAUCGCGGGCGAGGCGUCGCGUCUGGCGCACUACAACAAGCGCUCGACCAUCACGUCGCGGGAGAUCCAGACGGCCGUGCGCCUGCUGCUGCCCGGGGAGCUGGCCAAGCACGCCGUGUCCGAGGGCACCAAGGCGGUCACUAAGUACACCAGCUCCAAGUGAGUGCCUGUGUAGGAACCUCAUCAUCCAACGGCUCUUUUCAGAGCCACCCACUUUGUCGAAAGGAAGUUCUGCCACUUUCUAACAUAAGCGAGGACAACUUGCAUAUCGGGGAUUGGGACCGAUUUAGAGCUAUUUGUCUCGGACGGUUGUUUAACGCAUCCCCAAUAAAGUAUGUUUUACGGUGUUGUAUUACCGGCUAGUUCCCCCUGCGUAAGGUUUAGGCUGCUUUUGCAACUAUUUUCCCCUCUCCCACCCAGGAUGUGUCUGAAGAAGAUUGUAAUUUUCCUACUGGACUGU